CUUUCUCCCAGACUGGCUAUCGCUCGAGUUUUCUUCAUAUGACUGUCACGUUUCGAAACAAACUGAUACCCCCUUAAAAGCUUUCAGACCCCCUCCAUCCUUUGCUAGCUAUAAUACGGCUGACCUCACGCUUAUAGAGUAAGGUUAGGUCCCCUGGAUAUGUACCCGACGAAACCAAUCCGUUCUAUUUACUGACGCUCAGUAGCCCGCGGUUUCUCACGUCGUACGAUUCUCAAUGUUGUGUUUAUGUAGUAUUAGUAAAUUAAAGCUUUAUUAAUAUAUCCUAGUGAACUAAUUAACUAAAAUUGAUAUUAUUAAUUGAAUAACUUUUCAAAAGUUUUGCAAAAAAUUUAAUUCGAGGCUGGCUGUCUCGAUGGAGAUGACUUCGCUCUUUUCUGCCAUGAAUCUCACGUUGGAGAUAUGCAGAAGCCUUUGAGAGAACUGAGCAGAUUAUGUUUGGGUACGAGCAAUCAGAGUAAUGCAAUAGUAGUUACAGCCGACAUAGCUUCUACUGAACCUCCAAGUGGCUUGCCGUUACUUCAAAUAUGGCCCAGCGAAUCUCCAAGAGGCGAGGCCGACGGCCAAGCUUUCAUUUUUCCAGAUGCACAAGACAGUAUCAACGACAGUGGUAUCGAAUCUAUUCAGGCAUCACCAUCUGCAUGUGGUGUGACAUGCAGCAGCGCAACAGCCAGUCCUUUACAAUCUCGACGCCCGAGUCUUUUACAUCCAGAUCAUGCGCGUCUAUAUUUACAUCACUUGCGGCACAAUUAUCAUGCAGCAGAAAGAACUCCGUUGUCACCAGAUCGGACGUCUAUAGACGAAGAACAACCUCCUGCACCUCCAAGUCCAUCUAGUUCAACCACUAGCAGCCUUAAGUCUAUGCCCAGUUCAACAAUGGCUUCUAUUCAUUCCUCGCAUGAUCGGAGACGUAGUAGCAGAUACAGCGUUUUUGAUGCUUUGGAUUUGGAGUAUGCACUUUUACGAGCUGCAGCAAGAGGCUCAGUUGGUCCAUAUUCAUUCUCAGAAUCCCUUCACAAAUUGACCUUCACCCAGAGUCUAGCUUUUCCAGCAUUGGCACGAGGGCUCGCAUUGAAACAAAAUGUACCAACAAGACAACCUCAGCAGCACUCGGAAAGUGGGUUGAAUGCUUUCGCAAAAGUCGUCACUGCUAUAGUGUUAAUGCUUGUAAGCGUUCUUGUAUUCGGGAUUGUGUAUAAAUUUGUUAGAACGUGAGGAUGGUUGCUGGUACCCGAUAAAAAUUUAAUCUCGGCAGCAGAGUUUUCCAGUACUAAUGAUAUUGAUACAACGGGUACCAGCGAUCAUUUUGUUAUGAAUCAUUCAGAUUGAGAGAUAAAAAAAAAUAACUAAGGUCUGACUUAUUUUUAAGCAUUUUAUGGAUGUUAUUAUUUAUUUAACUUUACAGUCCAACAUUUUUAACUUCCCGCUAUAAAAAUCAAUGAUUUCUAAAAAUUCGGGAUGUUAUUAGUUUCAUCCCGGAUUUGGAACAUCGAGUUUUCAUCAGAUCUCGACAUUUUGAGGUCCUAGGAAGCUUUCCUGACGAUUUUUACGAUGGUGUCUGUAUGUCGGUGCGUAUGUGUGUGUGGGUGUGGAUGUACGUGAGUGUGUGUGCGUGUAUAAACCUAUCAUGACUUUUGAACGGUUUGAUCUAUUUGAACGAACUUGGCGGUGUUUGAAAGGGCUUUAUCAAACUUUGAUUUUCAAUACUAUUUGAACCGAUUUAAACAAAUAAAUUUUGAGAAAUUUCAAAAAUAAAAUUUUCAAAAAAUUGUUUUUUUGGAAUAACUUUCAAAUUGAUGUAACAAUAGAUUUCAAAAUCUAAGUAGCUUGAAAACUUGAAAAACGACGUCAAUUGCCGCAAUCUCGUCAAAAUCAGUUGAUCCGUUCGAAAAUUAUUGUUGUCAAAAACUUUCAAAAAAGUUUUGUCUUUAUAUAUCUUCAAAAUUUCUUGACGAAUCGUUUUUGAUGUAAAAAAUUAACUAUUAGUGAUUAGAAAAUUGCGUCAAAUGCGGCAAAAUUCGUCUAAAUCGGUUAAUUCGUUCGUGAAAUAUUUCGUCUUAAAAGAUCUUAAAAAACGUGGUUUUCAAGAAUAAUUUGUCAAUUUCGAUAUCAGUUCGGAUUUAUUUUUGAGAAUUUCCAUAAAAUUUUCUUAACCACGCUCAAUUUCGCCAAAUACAUCAAAGUCGGUUGAUUCAUCCGAAAAUUUUUGCAGUUCAAAUUUAUUUAAGAAAGAGUACUAAGACGUCGUAAUAA
Messenger RNA from Cotesia glomerata, 2271 nucleotides. RefSeq lists its product as uncharacterized. The transcript is spliced from 4 exons. Lineage: Eukaryota; Metazoa; Arthropoda; Insecta; Hymenoptera; Braconidae. The record is from RefSeq and is a predicted model, not a curated record. Bases 421 to 1233 code for a protein of 270 amino acids.